AAUUCGAGUAGUAAGCCGAAUGCUGAUGGACAUUUUAGAAUAAAUGACUAGACCGACUUAAAUAGAAUUUUACGAAAAACUGGUUUUCCAACAAUGUUGUCCAUUUGUGGGAAUAUUUCGCGUAAUGGAAAUGUUUGAAAAGUGAACCUUGUCGUAUAUUUCAAUUUUUUUUUAAACUUUUAGUGAGAAGUGUUUUCAUUUGGACCUGGUAAGCAUGACAAGGAAAGGUAAUAUAUUCUAAAAAAUGUUUCACGAGCAGUGGCAUUUGAAAUAUUUUGUUACAUUUUAAAAACUAUAUAUUUGGUUGAGCAGUAAUUUUAGCCAGUUCGCAAAAGAAGUUAAUAGAACCUUGACAUUUAGUGUGUUUCUUAUAUAUUUUUAUUAUGAUUGGAUAACCAUGACUUUCGUGAACAGUAGAUAAACUGUAAGCUUUCAAAACCUCUAUUGUUUACGAUACCGUGGAUGAUUAUACUUGAUGUAGCAUCGAAUACAGGAGAGAGAAUUAGACGGAUUUUGAGGCUAAGAACUAACGAAGAAGAAAUUCUUUUGUAACAAUCAAAGUUGUAACUGUCAUGUAGAUGUAGAUGAAACAUGAUAUGCAUUUUCAAAAUAUUUUUAUAGAGGUUUUGUGGGAUUAUAUGAAUAUCUUAUUUUUUUUUUCUAAUAUUAUAGAAUAUAAGUGGAUAGUAGAGCAUGUAUGUUUAUAUAUUGCUCUUCGGAAUACUCUUGAGUGUUGGACAGACGUUUGGUUUGAAAUGUUGGACAUGCGUGAACGCAAAAUCGAAUCGACAAUGCAAUAAGAUAGGAUAUUGGAGAACAUGCGAUGCACAAGAGAUAUAUUGUCACAAUGAAGUUCAAGUAAGAAAUGGAGUCAGAGGACGUGUCACGAAAAGAUGUGCGCAGGCCCCAGCGUGCAACCAGAAUGCUGAAAAUGUAACAGAAACAAGGUGUAAUGGGAACCCUAGAAAAUCGGCAGCUUGUAGUUGUUGCUGUAAUCAAGAUAAUUGCAAUGCACCACUGUUUAGAUGCGGUGGAGCUGAAAUGUGCAAAAGGCCUCGUUAUAUUCAAAACGGAGAAAUAUCGUGCCCGAAGAAGAUUAAUAUAGGAACAGUAUGCAAGCUGAGAUGUCAAAGAGGAUUUAUUCCAAACAGAAAUAAUGUUAUAAAAUGCCAACAUACUCCAGGAAAUAAACCAGAAAGAGCGUUUACAAAUCUAUUGGGCUUGAAAUGUAUACGUAAACAACCACGAUGUCCCUCGCUUAAAAACACAAUUGUGCCGAGAGGCACUUUUAGUUGUAAAAACGUUCGACCACAUAUUAGGAAAUUUAUGAAAAAUUUUCAAGGUACAACUUGUACUUUCAAAUGCAAUAGCAAUGCAUUUAUGUCUGGAAAUCCUAGUCUUGUUUGUAAUGCUGGGCAUUGGAGUCAUGGAAUUCCUAGAUGUAUUGUAGGAAGAUGUCCGGCGCCACAAAAGGAAGAACUUACCUUUAGACAAUGCACCGCUGGAAACAAAUUUGGAAGUAUGUGUAGCUAUACAUGCGCAAUCGGACUAAAAAUAAUAGGAGAUUCAAUUUCAGUAUGUGGACCAACUACUAAUGAUCCUUCGAGAGGAGAAUGGGACAAUGGGAUUCCAAAAUGUAAGAUUGUACAAUGCCCAUCUCACGUAUCAGUGAGCAAUGGAGAAGCGCUACUGACAAAUGACAACUUUGAAGGUAGUGUUUGUAUCUUCUCUUGCAAACCUGGAUUUGAUUUAGUAGGAACUCCAUUCAUUGAACUUGAAAGCGUAUGUGAAGACGACGGAACAGGUGUUGGAAAAUGGAGUGAGCCAGCACCUACGUGUUCCCAAAUUACUUGUGAUCCUGUUUUCAAAGCCCCAGAAAAUGGAGCUGUGUUUUGUACUGAUGACAACAAGUGGGGGAGCGCUUGUACAUUCAGAUGCAACUCUGGGUAUGAUUUGGGUGACACGUACUCUAACAGCAUAAGAUGCUUUUGUGAAGAAGGUAGAAAUAGAGAUAACAUUGGAGAAUGGAGUCGAAAACCUCCAACCUGUACUGCCAUCAAAUGCCCGUCUGUAAGAAAGGCCCCUAUCAACGGUUAUGUUACUUGCACAAACGCAAAUUUUGCAGAAAGUGUCUGUACUUUCAGGUGCAAACCAGGCUUCGACUUGGAUAUGACACCAAAAAAGACUUUUACAAAUCGUUGUGUUGACAGGGGAUACGGAACAGCCACUGGCGAAUGGGACAAUUUUGAGCCUGGCUGUAGACGUAGAAUAUCUUGUUUACAAAAACACGAGUUUUUAGCAAAUGGAAACGUGGAAUGCACAAAUGGUAAUUUGGUGGGUAGCGCAUGCAAAUUUACUUGUUAUAAAGGUUAUCGAUUGGUAGGUAGAGUAUAUUCAAAUUGUGUCGAACUUUUGGCUGAUGGAGAUGAUAUUGCAGAGUGGACUAGCAAACCACCACGAUGUGAGGCCAGUCACUGUCCAUUUCAAUGGUACGACAAAGAUCUUGUGAUGGAAGAUUGCGUUGGCAGAAAGACUAAUCGUAAAUCGUUUCACCUUCUUGGAACAAAGUGUCAUUAUACUUGCAAACGUCCGGGUUAUUAUCCAGCCAUGGCUAGCAAUAAAUUUGUGCAAGCUAGAACUACUGUGGCCACUUGUCUCAGUUCUUUAAGUUGGAGUACAAGACCUCCGAGAUGUUUUGUGAAAAAGUGCCCUCAUAUUCCAACACCGAAACAUGGCUAUGUACCGGACUGUUCAAAUGCAAACAACUUCGGCUCAAGAUGUGAAUUUUGGUGCAAAUAUCCGCAUAAAAUAUCUCAUAAAUCUAAAUUAUUAUGUGUCAGCAAAGGCAGAAAUGGAAGGCUGGGCAGAUGGAAUAAAUCACCGCCAACAUGCGAUUCUGUGAAAUAAGAUUCAAGAUUAUUUAUAGCGCAUAAAGCAUGGUAUUUUCAAAUAGGAAAAGUCAGUUCCAGUCGAUGGAGUAACGCGAAAUCAUAAUUGACUAAACAGAGUGUUAUCCAUACACACCUGUUGGCGUAAAAACACUGUAUUAGAUGGCAAAUUUAUGACUUUUUGUCAAAAUACACUUCAUUUACUUACAAUUCAGACAAAGAAUCACUUUGUAACAAAUUUUAACCUUUUUUAACGACGAGAACUAUAUAUAAAAGAACUUUGAAGAAAGAAAGAAAAUUUCAGGUUCAGCCUUUAAAUAUUGGCACGUUCAUAUAAAGACAUGCCAUAUUAAGGCAUGCCAUAAUUUUUGUGUUUGAAAACGAAUUUGCAAAAAGGAUACUUUAUUGAGCAUGAUAUAUUAAAGAUAAAUAAAAUAUUCUUCAUUGAUAUGCAUCUACUAUCUGAAAGUCUGACGACUAUAAUACUGAAAAAUGACUGAGAAUUGAGCAAUAGGCAUACAUGAUCUCAAGGGGAGUUUCUCCAGAAAACAAACACAAUGGGGAUUUUUUUUUCUAUUCAGAUGCGUGGCAGUCGUUCAGUUUCCACUUACACUGGAAAGAGUAAAACGACAAUUAUUCAAAUAGAGUUGGAUCAUUUGUAAUUGAUGUAAUUAAUUACAGUUUUUCAUGUAAUUGAGGCAUUUUCAUUCUGUGUAAUUGUAAAUGUAAUUUGCUAAAAUUUUUGCUCAAUUACACUUUCAAUUAGACCAGGGAUCACCAAACCAUGGUAUCCUUUCAUCUGGCCCGCAAUAACACGAAAAAGGGCGAUAUAUUUUUUCAAGGGGCGUUUUCCGGGAAUCGCCUUCCUUUUUUAUUUCGUAACAUUAGCCAAUCAGCAGGACGCGAAAAAUUGACGUAACAAUAUGCCUUUCCGCAUCCGUUAGGACACUCAGACAGAUUUUCAGUCGUGGUUGUAAACAAUACCUCAUUUUGCGAUUUCGAAUGCUAUUCGUUAGAUUGCAUUUUGACGAAAACCCAUUUAAUGUAUUGGAAGAAGAAAUCAUAAGAAUUUCCCAGGCUUGCUUCUUUAGCCAAGCAUUAUUUGGGACUAACAGCAACAUCAGCCCCGUCAGAUAGAGUUCUUUCAGUUGCGGGUAACUUUUAUACGGCAAGAGUAAAUUUAUUGGGGUCAGAAACUUUUCGUAGCCUAAUUUUACAUCAAGUGCAAUCAAACAGUUUUUGAGCAAGAGAAACUGUGAAUAUGAACCAAAAUGUUAUUGGACAGGUUAGUGGACACAAUGAUCGUUUUGACCAAAACUUUUGGUAUUUUGUGUUGUUGUUCUUUGACAUAGUUAUUGAAAAGUCGCAUUUAUCUUCGAUUACUGGACCUAAUGCUCUGAAAUUUUCAGUGGUUGAAGAUGGAAUUUGUUUCUAGAAGGCUAUUACUUUUUUAUUUCUAAAUUUCGUAUGAAAUCUGAUAUUUCGUCCAAGAUUUCGCUGUAUUAUUUUAUCCAUAGGAACACUGGCUGUCUGGUUUGAUUCUUGCUACGCUAAACUCGGAAUUUUUUUGAUGGUAUCGGUAGCGUCAAGGGUAAGGACUGCUUCGCUCUGUGUAACGUGUUCAUAUAUUUGAGCAUUGCUUUGUUGUAAUUGUAAUUUUAUAUUUUUUGCACGGAGUAAUUGUAAUGUAAUUGAAAAAUUUAAGGGAAUAAUUGUAAUUGAACUGAAUUAAUGCAAUUGAUCCAACUCUGCAUUCAAAACAUAUAUAUAUACUAUUAUAAGUGGGCAACCUAAUUCAUCAAACUCAUAACUCUACCAAAGUUGCAUAGAAUCAGUGUGUAUGACAACAUGUAACAUCCGAUUGUAUUCUAGUAUUUUGCAAAUGAAAUCGUAAUGCUACAGCUUCUCAGUUGAAUCAAAAAUACAAAAUCUCGUUACGUUUAUGUUAGGUUCACUGCUUUUGACAUGUUAGGUAGAUCGUAAUACGUAAUAUUGGAGAAAUUCAUAAUAGCCUAGAUUCUCUUUUUUAUUUCUUAGGGCUUGAGAUAUAGAAUUUCGAUUGAAGUAAAUACUUUACUGAGAAGAAAAUUUUCCUUUAUCUUUUCAAUCGAACUAUUCAAAUAUCUUGGAAUUGUUGAACUUUACUUUUUGAUACUGAAAUGAAACCAUUCGGUGGACAAAUACGCCUUUAUUCGCCUUUUUCAAUGUUUACCCUAUGCAGCCACUAGCAAUAACAAUAGCCUAGCAAAAACAUAUUCGAAAAAGCGACCGGAGAAGAGACAUCGAAAGACAGUUUUUCUCCCACGUGUAGUGAGUAGUCGGAGUCCAAAUCCGACAAAUCAGCAUUAAACAAGAGUCAACCUAACUGUCUAUAAACAUAAAUAUAAAUAUAUAUAUAUACACACAAUAUAAACACGGACACUUUAGUCUGCGACACUUGAUAUGUAUUCUACUCGAAACCACUUUUUCCGCAGAACUAGCAUUUGUACAAUCGCUCGCUUUCACAAAC
Messenger RNA from Styela clava, 5397 nucleotides. RefSeq names its product P-selectin-like. Lineage: Eukaryota; Metazoa; Chordata; Ascidiacea; Stolidobranchia; Styelidae. The record is from RefSeq and is a predicted model, not a curated record.